Messenger RNA from Xiphias gladius (swordfish), 5201 nucleotides. It is a transcript of the gene kcnt1a, whose product is annotated as potassium sodium-activated channel subfamily T member 1a. Gene Ontology annotation, molecular function: intracellular sodium-activated potassium channel activity. The record is from RefSeq and is a predicted model, not a curated record. Gene Ontology annotation, biological process: potassium ion transport. NCBI's taxonomy places the organism in Eukaryota, Metazoa, Chordata, Actinopteri, Istiophoriformes, Xiphiidae. Gene Ontology annotation, cellular component: membrane.
AUGCAAUCGACCCGGGAAGACGACUUUGUCAAGGGGGACUCAACGCCGACCGCCGCAGCUCUCCAGUCCGCCGCCGGCAGCGCCGGAUCGCCGUCCAAAAUGUGCAGUGAAUGCUACGUGAAUCAUUCAUUCGUGAACGACGAUGGGACCGUGAGCGACCACAAGCCACGCUCCGCUCCGACACCACUACAGACUAACAGCGGGGUUAUCUUAGACAUCUCCACCCUUAACAUGGAGCAGCUGGAGAGUGAAGUGCCCCCACUGCCGCCCCGCUUCCGCUUCAGAGACCUGCUGCUCGGGGACCAGAGCUUCCAGAAUGAUGACAGGGUGCAGGUUGAGUUUUAUGUGAAUGAAAACACCUUCAAGGAGCGUCUGAAGCUUUUCUUCAUCAAAAACCAAAGAUCGAGCCUUAGGAUUCGUGUGUUCAACUUCUCCCUGAAGCUGCUCACCUGUCUGCUGUACAUCAUCAGAGUGGUGACAGACAACCCCGAUCAGGGCGCCGGCACCAGCCACAGCGCAGGACAGCAGAGCGCUCCCAAUGGCAACAGCAAAUGCGCUGACUGUCAGUGGAAUGGAUCAGUGCAGGACAGAGAAAUUAACUGGGAGUUGAUCUUCUGGGUGGAUAGAAAGGUUCCUGUCUGGGCCAUUCAAGUGAUUGUGGCAAUCAUUAGUUUCCUGGAGACCAUGUUACUGAUGUACCUGAGCUACAAGGGGAACAUUUGGGAGCAGAUAUUCCAGGUGUCCUUUCUUCUGGAGAUGAUCAACACAGUUCCCUUCAUCAUUACAAUCUUCUGGCCCUCAAUACGGAACAUCUUCAUUCCCGUGUUUCUCAACUGCUGGCUGGCCAAAUGUGCUUUGGAAAAUAUGAUUAACGAUGUCCACAGGGUGAUCCAGAGGACCAACUCAGCCAUGUUCAACCAGGUCCUCAUUCUCAUCUGCACCUUACUCUGCCUGGUCUUCACUGGGACGUGUGGAAUACAGCACCUGGAGCGAGCAGGCAAGAACCUCUCCCUCUUCAAUUCCUUCUACUUCUGCAUCGUCACCUUCUCCACCGUGGGCUUUGGAGACGUUACUCCUCGCAUAUGGCCCUCCCAGUUGCUGGUGGUCAUCAUGAUCUGUGUGGCUCUGGUGGUGCUGCCUCUGCAGUUUGAGGAGCUGAUCUACCUGUGGAUGGAGAGACAGAAGUCUGGAGGGAAUUACAGCCGCCACAGAGCACAGACAGAGAAACAUGUAGUGCUGUGUGUCAGCGCGCUCAAAAUAGACCUGCUUAUGGAUUUUCUCAAUGAAUUCUAUGCGCAUCCCAGACUGCAGGAUUACUAUGUGGUGAUCCUGUGCCCAAGUGAAAUGGACCUCCAGGUGCGGAGAGUUCUGCAGAUCCCUCUGUGGUCGCAAAGGGUCAUCUAUCUGCAAGGAUCUGUUCUCAAAGACCAGGAUCUGUUGAGAGCCAAAAUGGAUGAUGCAGAGGCUUGUUUCAUUCUAAGCAGUCGUAAUGAGGUAGAUCGCAUGGCUGCGGACCAUCAGACCAUCCUGAGAGCCUGGGCAGUGAAGGACUUUGCUCCAAAUUGCCCCCUUUAUGUCCAGAUACUCAAACCUGAAAAUAAGUUCCAUGUUAAAUUUGCAGAUCAUGUUGUGUGCGAGGAGGAGUUCAAGUAUGCCAUGUUGGCUCUCAACUGUGUCUGUCCAGCCACCUCCACCUUGGUCACGCUCCUUGUACACACCUCCCGGGGACGAGAAGGACAACAGUCUCCAGAGCAGUGGCAGAGGAUGUACGGAUGUUGUUCUGGCAACGAGGUCUACCACAUUCGACUGUGUGACAGCAAGUUCUUUGGAGAGUAUAAUGGCAAAAGCUUCACAUAUGCCUCCUUUCAUGCUCACAAGAAGUAUGGCGUGUGUCUGAUUGGUAUAAAGAGGGAAGACAACAAGAGCAUCCUGCUGAACCCCGGCCCACGCCACAUCAUGGCUGCCACGGACACCUGCUACUACAUCAACAUCACCAAGGAGGAGAACUCGGCCUUCAUCUUUAACCAGGAGGAGAGGAAGGGCCGCCCUGCCGGGGGAAUCUACGAUGGACCCUCACAGCUUCCUGUGCACAGCAUCAUUGCUAGCAUGGGCACCGUGGCCAUGGAUCUUCAGAAUACGAGUCCACCUGAUUACUCAGGUGGUAAACUGGUCCCACCGACAGUAAACGGGACGGGGAGCCGCCGGCCCAGCAUUGCACCAGUUCAGGAGCUCGCCGACUCCGCCUCAAUCCUGCCAUGUGACCUCCUCAGUGACCAAUCAGAAGAUGACUCCGUCUUCACAGAUGAGAAAGACCACUCAUCUACUGAGUAUGUGAAGGGUUAUCCCCCUAACUCUCCAUACAUUGGGAGCUCGCCCACCUUGUGCCAUCUGUUGGCUGAGAAAGCACCGUUUUGCUGCCUACGACUGGACCAGGGAUGCAGGCACAACAGUUUUGAGGAUGCUAAGGCUUAUGGUUUUAAAAACAAGCUCGUCAUUGUGUCUGCUGAGACGGCAGGGAAUGGUCUCUAUAACUUCAUUGUGCCUCUCAGAGCUUAUUACAGACCCAGGAAAGAACUCAACCCCAUUGUUUUGCUGCUGGAUAACCCGCCAGAUAAUCACUUUCUGGAGGCCAUCUGCUGUUUCCCAAUGGUCUACUACAUGGCUGGGACCAUAGACAAUCUAGACAGCCUGCUGCAGUGUGGCAUUAUCUACGCCGAUAAUUUGGUUGUCGUGGAUAAAGAGAGUACAAUGAGUGCCGAGGAGGACUACAUGGCUGAUGCAAAAACUAUUGUCAAUGUACAGACGAUGUUCAGGUUGUUUCCCAGUCUCAGCAUCAUCACAGAGCUUACUCAUCCAUCCAACAUGAGAUUCAUGCAGUUCAGGGCAAAGGACUGCUAUUCACUGGCUCUCUCCAAGCUGGAGAAGAAAGAGCGCGAUAAAGGCUCCAACUUGGCCUUCAUGUUCCGCCUACCCUUCGCUGCAGGCAGAGUGUUCAGUAUCAGCAUGCUGGACACCCUGCUCUAUCAGUCUUUUGUCAAGGAUUACAUGAUCCUUAUUGCAAGGCUGCUACUGGGGCUGGACACCACUCCAGGAUCAGGAUACCUCUGUGCUAUGAAAGUAACCGAGGAAGAUCUAUGGAUUAGCACUUACGGCAGACUGUUCCAGAAACUCUGCUCCUCUAGUGCCGAAAUUCCCAUUGGGAUCUAUCGGACAGAAUCCCACAUUUUCUCUACUUCUGAGUCUCAGGUGUCAGUCAGUGUCGACGACUGCGAGGACACCAAGGACAGGGGGGACGAGUCUCGCAGCAAUGACCAAUCAGAUUACCCCCUGCUGAGGAAGAAGAGCAUGCAGUGGGCACGGCGGCUCAGUAAGAAAAGCACGAGGUGGCAGGCGAACCGGGACUCGAGCAAGGACCACGGCCAGCGCAUCGCCCAGCAGCGCCUCAACCUCUACCGGCGCUCUGAGCGGGAGGAGCUGUCUGAACUGGUCCGCAACCGCAUGAGGCAUCUGGGCCUCCCCACCUCAGGAUAUGAGGACCUAACUAAUCUGACAGCCAGUGACGUCAUGAACAGAGUCAAUCUGGGCUACUUACAAGAUGAACAGAAUGAUCACCAAAACACCCUGUCGUAUGUCCUGAUUAACCCCUCUCCUGACACCAGGCUGGAGCUCAAUGACAUUGUGUACCUGAUUCGUUCGGACCCUCUGGCUCACGUCCCCGAGGAACCUCCUGUCCAGAGCAGCAGCCUGAAAGAGAGACACGAGUCCGGCUUAGACACCAGGGAGGACACCCAUCUCUGAUUGCAUGCUGACCUCCACCGGUACACUCCUUUCUAAUCCAGGGGGUGUGGUUGUGUCCACACAGGUCCAGUCUGACAGAGGACAAUUUCUUCUAUAAUGUUCCAGCACUGCAGUCUACCACUGUAUUAUAUGAGUGCCUACUGUUUGGCAGACGACGACUGACGUCAUCUGUGACAUUUUCAUCCUCUUGCCACAAACACUGUAUGUAAGAGUAGUGUAUUCAUUUCCGUGAUAGCGCUCUCCGAUGAGCAGUCAGGGACACGCUUGUGAACAAAUGGCACAAUUAAUUUAAGGGGUUUCAGUCAGGUUCAUCCCGCCCUCAGUGUUGCCCUUGGUUAGAGUUAAUCUGAUUCGCCAAACGCAAGAAUUAAGAUCACAGGACAACCCUCAUGGGUUUCACUGUCAUUUAAACCUCCUGAAUUUCGCAGUGUACGUUUUGUUUCUGCCCUUUUGGGUUGUUGGGCCCCUCAGGAAAAAACACAAGUUUAACAUCAAGAUCAGAGAUUUUAUACCUGGGAUUUAUCCAUCUUUUCUUGACUUUUUCAGAUUAUCAGAGGUCAGAUGCGCAUAUUCCAAAUUUCCCUGGGCCAUACUCUUACCUAUUUACCAUCAAUCAUAUAAAAUCAAACAUAACAUUCAACACAAUGUGACUUAAAAGCUUUAAAUGCACAUAUUUAUUUAAAGCUUAUCUUUGUAGCUGAACCCUAGAGGUAGUUAUUAAGUCGUCUAGUGGUCUACAAACAAGGGUGUUUACUUAUAUGUUCGCUGCAGUACAUUUUAGGUUGGAUGAGGUUUUUGCACUACAAGAGCUUAGUUCGACCCUAAAUAUUCCAUGCCACAUAUUCAGUAUUGUGCCAUUAAGGAUUUAUUUAAUUUGUACUAUAUUAGUAAUCAAAACCUCAUUUUACUUUCACCACUGCUCGGUGAUUUGUGGCUGUUUGGGUGAAGUAUGUAUUUCUAAAAUGCUACAUCCUAUACACAAGAAUUCUUGUCUUUGACUUCAUGCAUAUUUAAAUGUUGAAAAUAUUUGAACUUGACUUUCAUUUUAUUUAAAUUUGCACAUUAAAGUGCUAUAUUAUGAAAAAAGCAUAUUAAAACUGUUGUGAGUUGUCUAACGGUUUAGCGUUAGCAGUGCUAUAUGUCUUUAACUCAGGAAUGGCAAUAUAAAGAAAUAGUUUGACAUUUUGGUAAUUUGCUGAGAUUUAGAUAAAAAGAUCUAUAUCACUCUUGUAUCUGUAACAUAAAUAUGAAGCUACAGCCAGGAAAGGGUUAUCUUAGCUUAGCAUUAAGACUGGAAAGGGGGAAAUGGCUAGCCUGACUCUGUCCAAAGGUCAAAAAUCCUCCUACCAGCUCCAUUUAAGCUCAUUAAUGGACAGGUUAUAUCUCCUUUUUUUUAAAUUUUC